GCCUUUCGCAGCUAUCUGGUUCUUCAGUCCGCCUUCAAAGUCUCGACCAUCCUGUGUUGCAAUAGAUGGGCCCGAGGCGAUCGGCAGAACAAUUGAAGACUACGACUCAUUAGCCAGUUAAGUGAUGCGAAAAAACGCCUGAGAUCCGUGAUUGCAUCGAUUUGAUUGCAUCUGCGGGUGUGAUGUGACCGGUUGAGUUUUCGGAGAGAGUUGGAUUUUUCGGAAAAUGCUAGCGAGUUCCUCGUUUGUUAGAAUGGCAACUGGUUUGGCUGUUUUGGGUAUCGUCAGGGCGCUUAGCAUAGACAAUCAGCUGACGCCACUCGUGAGCGAUUGUUUCGAACGCUUGACAAUAGGAGAAAGAUUGAACCCGGAUAAAGUCUCCAAAAGUUUCAAACACAACACCGUUGCCGAUUGCAAAAGAGCUUGCUCGGAGCAGAAGAAUUCUUGCAGAGCUUUCGCUUUCGGGAUUUCAGCAAAAGGCAACGCCACCUGUGAACUGAGCGUCGACGCCAUCAAAGAAACCGCCGACCUGAAACCCAUCGGAACCGUCUCCGACACCGAUUUCGACUUGUACAUAAAGAAGCUAGACUGCACCCUUGUGAUCGACAAAUCCCCCCACGUCAAACCCUCCGACCAAGACUUCCGCCCUUCCCUGAAGCCGAUCACUCUCGGCAACAUCCCCGCUGAAGACGAAAUCUUUUUCAAACCCCUUCAAGACGCUAUCGACGGACCCGCACCUCCGGAUGGGCCUUCUCGCCCGCCAGAUCUGAGUAACCUUUACCUCCCAUCGAAAAAUCCACACCGGCCACCUCACCCGCCGGAUUCCGGCCACUAUUACGAUUCUGAUGUCGAUAGAAUCUCGUACGGGGAUCGUAGACCCACUCAGCCACCUCGAUCGCCCAAUAAAGAUGGAGUUCAGAACGUCCAAACGUUGGUGAGCGUAGCUAGCGGGCCCCAAACCGUUUUGAAUCCGGUUCACGGGAUUUUGGUAGCAGGAGAUUCGCAACUGGGAUAUGGAGGUCAACAUGAUGAAAAACGUCCUUCGUUCAUACCGGAAUCCUCCAACAGCCCCCACGAAGACCAUAAAGUUCUACAACGACCAAAUGAUUUCGACAGACCAGACCAACAUGGGGGAAUUCGACCGGUUUUUGAGAUCAAUGAUGACUAUGGACAGAGUACCUUCUUCCAAAGGCCUUACGGACCUGUAGAAAGACCGGACCUGCAUAGAUAUGACGUUUCGAAACCAGGCAGCACCGAAUACUACUCAGACAGAUAUGGCGACAGACCGUCAAGGAUCCCCUUCCGACCACAGUCGAACUACUACAACUAUCAAUUCCCCGACAAAUACGGCUCUCUCAUACCCCACCCAGACUCCUACAACAACAACAAACCGCUGGCCCAAAGCGAAUAUCUAUUCCAGCAUCAACAGCAGCACGAAGAAUACCACAACGAAUACUUUCACCACUCGAUCAAGAACGACUACCAAUACCACAAACCGUACAGACCUCUGGAAAGCUACGAUGACUUUAGACGGCCAUCAGGAGAAAAAUACAGCUAUAACCACAGGCCUGGUUCACCACAAUAUGCUCCUCAAGACGAUAGACCAUCUUGGAAACCAGAUGGAAUAUCUAGCUAUGGGCCAUACCAAAAUGAAAGACCGUCGAAGCCAAACGGUUCCUAUGAUGAUGAAAGACCUUCAUCAAAACCCUCGACAGGCUAUGGUAGCGAGAGGCCUGAGAAUAACGGGCCCUAUGAGGGCACGCGACCAAAUAGACCGAGUAAUGACAGACCCUAUCAAAACUCGAGGCCUAAUGACAGCGACAGGCCCUAUGACGACACGCGACCAUAUAGGCCGUAUCAAAAUUCGAGACCCAUUGACAGCGACAGGCCCUAUGAGGACUCGAGGCCAAAUGUCCAACCCUACGACGACUCAAGACCCGACGCUGAUAGACCACACCAUAUAAGACCCUAUGAGGAUUCAAAACCAGUCAAAGGCAAGCCCUAUGAGGGCUUUGGACCAUACGGCGAUGUCUCAAAACCAAAUAAUGAUGGACCACACGGUGAUCAGUCUUAUGAGUACCCAAGACCCCAAGGCGACAGUAACAUACGACCGCAUGAUGAUGAAAGACCCAAUAGACCGAGACCUGUUGGAAAUGGUCUGAGUUCCUAUGGAGAAAGCGAUAGGGGGCCUUCCAGGGGAGGAACGAAGAAGCCUAUAGUCACCAAUAGUAUUGGGUACCAUGGAGAGCAGAUAACAUCUAUAAUAACGGAGCUGGACGACGCGUGCUUUCGGAGAGUUUUGGCAGGAAAGCGAGUGUCUCAAAUUUUCGUCAAGAGGGCUUUGACAUGCGAAACAGUCGAAGAAUGUCAACGAGAAUGCGCGGACGAGAAACGUUUCAGCUGCGAAGGCUUCAACUACAGGCUAGACCCUUCGGGUCGCGGUAAAGGAGACUGCGAACUCAUCAACCAACCCCUAUCUCGACUAGACAUCGGCAGAGACCUCUACCCAGAACGCGACUACGACUACUACGAAAGGGACCGCAACGCAGCGCCUCUCAACUGCAACAGAAUUCCAAGUGGCUAUGGGUAUGGAGGAUAUGGUGGCUACACGGGAGGAGAAAGUCACUAUGGAAGCUACGACCAUAGAUACAGAGGUGGAGGAGGUUAUUAUGCUGACAGGAGAUUUGACUAUGAAGUUACAGGCCAUAGAAGACCUGCCAACGACUACGGCCCUUCUGUCUUAAGGCGACCAGGUGACCGAUGGUCAGAUGACGACAGAUAUGACAGAAGACGUCCCAGCUAUGAUUAUGACAGGAGAAAACCACAUUUCCCAUACGACAGAGAUUACCCAUCGAGUGGAAACAGAAGAGGAGACUUCACCCAUCCACAUGAACCCCAACCUCACUUUUACGAAAACGACAGAAGGUACCACGGAACCCGCCCUCUAAAACCAGACCCCCACGAACCCUAUUUACCCCCUCGGUACCACGAGAAUCAAAAGUACUGGGACUCUUCAAGAUACGGCGGGUCUUUCAGACCUCCAGAGGGUAACAGACGGAACUACUACCUUCCCCCGAAAAAGGAGGGUACCAAAGAGUGGGGACAUUACAGAAAUGAGUACCACCGGUACGGGAAUAAGCAGAGUUAUAAUUACUGGGGUCUAAGCAAAUAUGGAGAGACGCAUGGUAGUUCCGGUAUUGGAGGGGGUUAUUUGCCUCCCUCGAAAGACGGUGGGGUCUUGUCGAUAGUACCGAAGCCCGGUGGGCUAGGAGGCGGGAGUUAUUUGCCUGUUUUGGACAACGCUCUAUUGCCAGCCGAACCAAGGAGGCCACCUACGUACAAUUUCAUACGAGACGAAUGCUCCCUGAGAUCUGCCACAGGGUUUCGUUUGCACAAAGGAAUAGUGAAAAAGUUUUACGCUGUUCCAAACAUCUACGAAUGCGAACUGCUGUGUUUCAAAGAGAGAGAUUUCCCGUGUACGUCUUACGCCUACAGAUAUACCGUGACUUUAUCUGCGCCUACAGACAACUGCUACCUGAGCAACAGAAACUACAAAGAGCUGGACUUCUACACGGAUCUGGAACCCGACAGAGACUUCGACAUUUACACUAUGAACAACAGAAACAGAUGCGAGGAACCUAUAGUUCAAGGAAGAGACAACAGCGAUUGCUUCUGGCGUGUCAGAAGUGGCCAACGCUUGGACCACAAGGUCGUCAGGGACUCGUUAACUGCCAAAUCCAUAGUGGACUGUCAAAUCGAGUGCUUGCGGUCCUCUAGAUUCACCUGCCGCGCUUUCAGUUACAGAUACGGUUCUCCUGUCAUCGGUGGAUCCAUAGACAACUGCCAAUUAACAGAUUGGCCAUUCUACGAGCUAGAUCAGAGGAUACAUUUCAUUCCAGAGCCGGGUUUCGAAGUGUACGAAAGAGGGAGCUAUGGCCACGGAUGUGAGCCUGAUCAUUUCGGAAUAAGGGGGCAACACCGAAAAGACGAACAUAGGUUAUCUGAAGCUGAUCAAUUAUGCUAUAUUGGAUUCGGAUCACCUGCACGCUUACUGCCACAAGCAACGAGAAAAUCUUUGUACACUCCUUCUGAGCUCUUGUGCAAAGAAGAAUGUUCCAAGGCAAGACGAACCACGCUGUUCCAAUGCAUGUCUUUCAGUUUCCGGACCGGUGGAGAUAAAACUUUGCCAAACUGUUACUUAUCGGACAUAUACCAGAGGGAUUUACUGGUGAACAUGGAUUAUGUAUACGAUCAUGAUUUCUGGUUGUUCGCGUGGGAUAAUUAUAACCCAGAAUGUGUGGCCCUUGCGAAUGAACCGAAAGAUAAUCACAUUGGCGGAGGUAGUAUAGACAGACAGGAUUCCUUACAUGGUUUGGACACCUGGAAAUUGUACAGCGUCAGCGGAUGGCCUUGCAGAAGAGGUGCUCUCUGCCAAGAAAACAGAGAAACUGGGUUCUGGUUCUGCGAGUUAGAAGGAGGAGAAAAAGGGGCUUGGGACUACUGCUGUAGGCCUGAACAUCAAUGCGGAUCUUCUCAUGGAUAUCCAUAUCAAUGGUGCUACGUGGGUCCAUCUAAAACCCAAUGGAGGAAAUGCAGUGAUCGCUACUUUCCUUAUAUUCACAACGUGAUUGACCGGCUAGAUCAUGUGAAACCAUAUCUACCCGGUUCUCAAAAACCUUGGGUACCAUCCUCGCCACCGGUUAGACCGGGAGGACGACCAGACAGGCCCCCGGCCCCACCCCGGGAACCCCCUCCAAGGCCCAGCCUGAAUCAGUACGAGAUGAUUUUUGACGAAGAGUUUUUGGACCCUCCAAAGCCAGGUGGUUUUGGUCAACCCAGACACUGGCCGGUGUCGUACCUCCACAAAGAAAUGCCUCCUAACACGACAGACUCCAGACUCAUGCGCAUGGAAGAAGAAAACCCCAAAUUCGCCGCCAUACAGAAUCUGAUCAACGUUAUCAAAAGCAACGACCUCAACAACGUUCAGUACCACAUCUCAAACGAAUCAAACAAAGCCGAUGACAUUCUUUUCGUGAAGAUCCCUCUGCCGACAAACUUCACGAGAGAAGCGGUUUCCAGCAACAGCAGCGCCACCUUGCUGCGAGCGUCUCCUGAGAAAGAAAGCAGCAUCGGUAAGAGAUCGGGAAAGUUCGUUCAGGGCCUACCCAGAUGGAGCGAAGUCGAGAAAUCUACCGAGUCGACUGAAGGGUUCGACAGAGGUUCGAAACCUAGUCCCGUGUAUAGGAGGGGCUUCGUAACACGGACUAACGUUACUGGUCGUGGAAGUUACAGAUGAUGGAUUUUUAUCUUGUGCAGAAAAGGUCAGUUCGGGUCGAUUUCAAUUUCAAGAUGACUCAUUAAAAAAUCAGUAAUCUUGCAUUCAUGUAAAUUGUAACUGAAUAGUAAAGUUAUGAACUUAUACCAAACCUUUUCUUCUCUUAGAUCGGAACUUCAUUAGCCUUAUGAUGAAAGAUCAUUAUCUUGUAUCUUGAAUACAUCGAAUGA
Leptinotarsa decemlineata (Colorado potato beetle) is the source of this 5505-nucleotide messenger RNA. RefSeq lists its product as uncharacterized. Gene Ontology annotation, biological process: anatomical structure morphogenesis. The record is from RefSeq and is a predicted model, not a curated record. NCBI's taxonomy places the organism in Eukaryota, Metazoa, Arthropoda, Insecta, Coleoptera, Chrysomelidae.